Punica granatum (pomegranate) is the source of this 641-nucleotide messenger RNA. Lineage: Eukaryota; Viridiplantae; Streptophyta; Magnoliopsida; Myrtales; Lythraceae. The record is from RefSeq and is a predicted model, not a curated record.
GUUCACGAAACUGGUCUAUAAAUAGUUCUCGCAUACUACAUGCAAAGUAAGACGUGUAGCACAACACGAAAGGGUAUCUCAAUCGUCGAGUUAGUCUGAGGCAGACAUGAAGUCUCUACUCGCCCUUUCUAUCGUUUUCUCUCUUCUGCUGUUCUCCUGCUCGGGUUAUGCAAGAAAGGGCCCAGCAGCAGCAGAGUACUGGAAGAUGGUGAUGAAGGACGAUCCCAUGCCACAGGCAAUCUCCAGUCUCAUCGUUCAAGCUCGAGAAGAGCCCUCCACUUCGAUGGAUGAAGAACUCAGGUCGACAUUUGUGAGGGACUUCGAUGUCAGGCCCAAUGUUAUCAUAUACCAGGGACGCGGGAAUCACAACAAAGAAGAGCAAGGUUCUUCAAGGGUCGAUCAUGGAAUGAGUAGGUCGAAGGAUCUCCGUCAUGGAGACGAAGAGAUGCAGACAUAUAAUUAAGUCUGUAAGACAUUGGAAACAGACCGAGAAAAAACCUGUUUAGAUGACGACUGAUAGGAUCCGUGCUAUCGAUGGACAUGCUUCCUUUUCGCCUUUCCAUUUUCUGCAGGUGUUUCUUUCGUUUGGAAUUGAAGGGUGCAUUUGUUUUAUGAAUAAACUUUAACUUAAUUCAACUUAA